Gymnogyps californianus (California condor) is the source of this 1287-nucleotide messenger RNA. RefSeq names its product arf-GAP with dual PH domain-containing protein 1-like. The coding region runs from base 28 to 1164 and encodes 378 amino acids. Gene Ontology annotation, biological process: positive regulation of GTPase activity. Gene Ontology annotation, molecular function: phosphatidylinositol bisphosphate binding; GTPase activator activity. NCBI's taxonomy places the organism in Eukaryota, Metazoa, Chordata, Aves, Accipitriformes, Cathartidae. The record is from RefSeq and is a predicted model, not a curated record. Gene Ontology annotation, cellular component: plasma membrane; intracellular membrane-bounded organelle. The transcript has 11 exons.
UGCCUGGAGGGAUAGCAUUCGGACGUGAUGGCCAGAGGCAACGAGCGCAGCAUGAAGGCCCUGAAGGAGGUGUGGAGAAGAGCGGAAAACUCUUUGUGCGCAGACUGCGGGAAGCCAGAUCCUGACUGGGCAUCCUCUACUUUGGGUGUCUUUAUAUGCCUCAGCUGUUCAGGAAUUCACCGCAACAUCCCUAGCAUCAGCAAAGUCAAAUCCCUGAAGAUGGACCACUGGGAUGAUGCUCAGGUGCAGUUUCUGGCCAAGCAUGGGAAUGCUGUGACUAAAGCCACAUAUGAAGCUCACAUCCCUAUUUACUAUUACCAGCCAACCUACAAUGACUGCCAAGUGCUGAGAGAACAGUGGAUACGGGCCAAAUAUGAACGCAAAGAGUUCACCGAGCCGGGAAAACAGCUGCCAUAUUCUGAUGGGGUGAAGGAAGGCAUCCUCUGGAAGCGAGGUCGAGACAACGGGCAGUUCCUACCCCGCAAGUUCCUCUUGUCUGAGAGAGAGGGAUGUCUAAAGUAUUUCACCAAGCAGGAUGCCAAAGAACCCAAAAUCAAUGUUAAAAUAGAUGUCAUUAAUGCUACGUUCCAGCCAGUGAAGAUUGGAAACCCCAAUGGCCUGCAGAUCACCUAUCUCAAAGACAACAAGACCCGGAAUAUAUUUGUCUACCAUGAAAGUGGAAAGGAGGUAGUGGACUGGUUCAAUGCCAUUCGCUCUGUGCAGUUCCAUUAUCUGAAGGUAGCAUUUCCCAUUGCCAGCGAUAAUGAGAUUAAAAAUCGGCUGACAAGAAACUUCCUGAAGGAGGGAUACAUGGAGAAGACUGGUCCCAAGCAGAGAGAGGCUUUUAAGAAGCGCUGGUUCACGCUGGAUCACCGCAGGCUCAUGUACUUCAAGGACCCUUUGGAUGCAUUUGCUAAGGGUGAGGUAUUCGUGGGCAGCAGAGAGAAUGGAUAUAGCGUCCAGAAGGGAUUGCCUUUGGGGACACAGGGCAACUUCUCUUGGCACUAUGGCCUCACCAUUGUCACCCCCGACCGGGAAUACCUCUUCACCUGCGAGACAGAGACUGACCAGCUGGACUGGAUCGCAGCCUUCACUAGUGUCAUCAACCAGGCCAUGACACCACAGGAAUAUGCAAUUGAAGCCUACUUCAAGUUUAAAUCCUAGGAAGCCAUGCAGGAACCUCGCUAUGACUCGACUCUACCUGGUCCUGUUGGGUGGGCUAUCAGGAGAGGAGAGGAGAUCGACAUCAGAGAAACACAGUGCUCUUGAAGCACCCUUUGAAGCACU